Molecule: messenger RNA, 4647 nt
Organism: Salvelinus sp. IW2-2015
Lineage: Eukaryota; Metazoa; Chordata; Actinopteri; Salmoniformes; Salmonidae
Source: RefSeq, a predicted model, not a curated record
GUCAGUCAGCACUAAAAUGCUAUCCGGUUAGAUUUCCCCGUCAACGGGUUGUGCCAAAACUGUGCUCUCUGCGCCUUGCUUCCUCUCCACAGCACGAACACGGACGAAAAGAACACCAUGUUAUCCAGAUUUAAAGACGCUACAUUUCAGCAGUGAAAAGAGGAGGGAGAGACGGAGGAGAGUGAACGAACAACAUAGGCUAGAAAGGUACUCGGAGAAGAGAGAAUCCCACCGACCAUCUGCGUGAGGCGAGAGAGAGGAGGAGGAGGCCAAAGGGAGAGCAGCAGCAGACUGCGCUUUGGAAUAACCUACGGUUUGAUUUGAGAGGAGAAUUUUGAAUUGUAUUUAUUAUUCUGCGAGACGUUUUACUAAAUUCCCACAAAAUGUCAUCUUCUGGCAAAGACAACAGCGCACACUAUAUGAACUAUGUGGGACCUUAUCGUUUGGAAAAGACCCUCGGCAAAGGACAGACAGGCCUGGUGAAGCUGGGAAUCCACUGUGUCACGUGUCAGAAAGUGGCCAUCAAGAUCGUCAACAGGGAGAAACUCAGCGAGUCUGUCCUCAUGAAGGUGGAGCGAGAGAUAGCCAUUCUGAAACUCAUAGAGCACCCUCACGUUUUAAAGUUGCACGACGUCUACGAAAACAAGAAAUACUUGUAUCUGGUGCUAGAGCACGUGUCAGGGGGAGAGCUGUUUGACUACCUGGUCAAGAAGGGACGGUUAACGCCCAAGGAGGCCAGGAAGUUCUUCCGACAGAUCAUCUCAGCUCUGGACUUCUGCCACAGUCACUCCAUAUGUCACAGAGAUCUGAAGCCAGAGAACCUGUUGUUAGAUGAAAAGAACAACAUCAGGAUAGCAGACUUUGGCAUGGCGUCUCUGCAGGUCGGGGAUAGUCUGCUGGAGACCAGCUGCGGAUCUCCUCACUAUGCCUGCCCAGAGGUCAUAAGGGGGGAGAAGUACGACGGGAGGAAAGCAGACGUGUGGAGCUGCGGGGUCAUCCUCUUUGCACUUUUAGUGGGCGCCCUGCCAUUUGACGAUGACAACCUGAGAAACCUGCUGGAGAAAGUGAAGCUGGGCGUUUUCCACAUGCCCCACUUCAUCCCCCCGGACUGUCAGAACCUCCUUCGGGGCAUGAUCGAGGUGGACGCCACUAAGAGACUCACGUUAGAGCAGAUCCAGAAGCACAACUGGUACAUAGCUGGGAAGAACGAGCCUGAGCCGGAGCAGCCUGUCCCCAGGAAGGUGGCCAUCAGAACCCUGAGCACUGAAGAGAUAGACCCGGACGUCCUGGAGAGCAUGCACUCUCUGGGUUGCUUCAGAGACAAGGGCAAACUCACCAAAGACCUGCUCUCUGACGAUGAUAACCAGGAGAAGAUGAUCUACUUCCUGCUGCUGGACCGGAAGGAGAGGUACCCCAGUCAGGAGGACCAGAACCUCCCCCCGCGCAGUGAGAUUGAGUUCCGCCUUAACCAUAACGGGGUAGGGGGGACCAACCGCGUGCACCCACACCCGCUUCCAAACUCCUACACGCCAAAGAUGGGGUCCCCCCUGAUGCACCCCCGCACACAGACCCUCCCCGCCAAGCCCAAAGUGUCUGAGAAGCCCCUUCAGACCACCAGUCGGAGCCCACCUCCCCCUCCUCACCUCUGGGCAGCCCCCCCNCCUCUGGGCAGCCCCCCCUACGUCCCCAACAGCCCGCGGCCACGCCGCCACCCGCCCCUCACCGUGCCCCCCAAGCUCUCCAUCCCCCUGUCGCCGGUGCCACCCAUGUCCCCCCUCCGCCGGCACCGCCUCCACCCUGACCACAACGGUCACAAAUCUGUCCCCACCAUACAGGUGACUCCCCACCCCUCUCCGCGGGGGAGCCCCCUCCCUACCCCCAAGGGCACUCCGGUGCACACGCCCAAGGAGAGCCCGGCGGGCACCCCUAGCCCCACGCCGCCCCCCAGCCCCUCCAUCGGCGGGUUGCCCUGGAGGACGCGUCUCAACUCCAUCAAGAAUAGCUUCCUGGGCUCGCCGCGCUUCCAUCGCAGGAAAAUGCAAGUUCCCACCCAGGAGGACAUGUCCAGCCUCACGCCAGACUCUUCACCAGAGCUUGCCAAGAAGUCGUGGUUUGGUAACUUCAUCAACAUGGAGAAAGAGGAGCAGAUCUUUGUGGUGAUCAGAGACAAGCCUCUCAGCUCCAUCAAAGCAGACAUCGUUCACGCCUUCCUCUCUAUCCCCAGUCUGAGCCACAGUGUGAUCAGUCAGACAAGUUUCCGGGCGGAGUAUAAGUCUACAGCCGGCCCUACAGUGUUUCAGAAGCCGGUCAAGUUCCAGGUGGACAUCACCUAUACAGAGAGCACCGCCGCCACCAAAGAGAACGGCAUCUAUUCGGUCACCUUCACCCUGCUCUCAGGUCCCAGCCGCCGUUUCAAGCGUGUGGUUGAGACCAUUCAGGCUCAACUGAUGAGCUCACAUGACCAGCCCGGGGUUCAGCAGAUCUCUGGCAGCCCGUUGAGUAACUUCUUUGACGUAAUUAAACAGCUUUUUUCAGACGAGAAGAACAGCCAGGCGUCGCACAACCCCCCUGGCACACCCGGCACACCUAGCCCCGCCCCUGCCAAGCAUGCCCCCGGCAGCAGGCGAAACGAGCCAUGUCCCCCGCCCACUCAGCCCACUGACUCUAAAUGCCCCCCGCUUCUGGGCAAAGACAAACAAACAAAGAUGGCCGCCACCAGCCGGACUGGGGAACAACCUUAAGACCGGAGAGAAGUAGCUAGCUCUCUGUUGCAUGACUAGAUAAUAACCACCUGUUAUCAGGUCAUUCAAAACCCAAUACAAAACCCACAAGAGUGUGUGAGAGAUGAGAAAUGAAAUGAGAGAUGCUGCUGGUUUCUUUGCUUUAGUCAGUAGGCUUAGUGUGUUUGUGUCUCGAAAAAAUUCAACUUUUGGUUAUCACAGGGAGAAACUUUUGUACUGUAUAAUAAUGGAAUGACUCCUCUUUGAGUUUAGCAAUCGAUCAUUGAUCAGUAUUUUCACGAUAACAAGUACCACGUGUAGCCAUGUUUCUUUUCUGUUCCUCUACCCCCUCGUCCCUUUCCCACGCCGUGGGAUGUGUUGGUGUGCGUGUGUGUGUGUCUGCUCUGUGAUGAUGGCUUGACCUUGUCUCUACCACCAGGGAUCAUCACUAAAACCUAUUAGAGAAACAAGAUGGAGGACAGUGUGUGUCCCAACCUGGGGCACUUUGUCAACAACGGGAGUAAGUGAGCCAGAGACGGAGGACAAGAGAAAGACUUCACAUACUUCACACUGCUGUCCCCCUCCUCCCCAUGCACCUCUCCUUCUUUCCACCUGCACACACACACACACACACACACACACACUUAGACUAAACAUUAGAGUACUAGAGACUCUCUCAUCAUCGUGACAGACACCCAGAGACAUAUUAGCCGAAGAGUUGGAGAAAAGCCUUAAAAAGACAAUGAUGUUUGUCAAACCUAUACUACACGCAUCCUCUCUCCUCCUUUCUCUCCUCAUUGUCUAUCCUCCUACACACAUACACACUGGGGGGAUGUAUAGACUUGUGCACAAAGACGAAUGGAAGUAGAACCACUGGCUCCUAUGAAAGUUGGAGAGAGGAGGCGCGACUCUUGGACGUUGGAUGGACGUUGGCUGAACGUUGGCUAAACUUUGGCUGGAUUGUAAUUCUUUUUAAUGUAGUCCUUCUUUGUGAGCUACAGCAUUUUAACACUUUAGACGUAUUCAGACUCUGUGUCAUUGCUGUAAAUGAAAUGAAAUUGAGUUAAUUGACUUUGGGUGGGCAAUGGGGAGGGAGGGUACACAAAUGAAUGAUCUAUUCUGUUGUACAGACUAACUACAGUAUGUUCCCAUAUGUACACCGUUUGUGUAGUUGUGACAUUAUGUUAAGCUAAGAACGUAUCGCUAUCUUCUGUGUUUUCUACUUUUUGGACGUGUUUUAUCGAUUAAAUGUUGUAGGGAUGAAUAAUUUCAGGGUUUAAUUUUCUUCCAUUUUGUCUUGUUCAUGUUCCUUUGAAAUAUCUGCAGGAUUCAGACAAUAGUGGACAUAAUUAUUGUGUAUAUUUGUGUACCUUAUUGUAUUUUUUUUUGUCAUGUUUGUUUUAAUUUAUUCUGGGUUAUUUAUAUAAAUGAUGUAGAAAAUGUAUCAGAUAAUUUAAGGAUUGUUUUUGUCAUGUUUUAAUUUAUUGAUCGUUGAUCAUUCUCUAAAUGUUUUUGUGAACAUUCAUUCUUUCCCAGCUUCGAUGAGAAAGCUUGUAAUAUAUACAUUUGGAAAAUGAUUUACGGUAAUUUAAGAAUGUAGACUAGUCUCUUUGAGAGGAAUGAGCCAGCCCUCUGUUGAUAAUAACUGUGCGUUCCUCCUCGUUGUGUGAUAACAACAUCAAAGACAUCACUCCAGCCACUCGCCUUGUAAAUACAAAACAAUUUGCUGACAAACUUAUUUAAAAACAAAAAAAACGGGAUUCCUACUCUUAGCUUUUACCUUGUAAUGUCGUUUGCAUGUCCAACAUUUGUCUUUUCUUUGCAUGUAGUUGUUGGAAUUGUUCUGUCCCUUUUUCCCCCUUCUUUCUUUCUUUCUUUCUUUCGUUCUUUCUUUCUUUCCUGUCUCUUAAUUUGUUUCUCUUAUUUU